AGAAGUGGAGAGAGAGAGAGAGAGAGAGAGAGAGUUUGUAUUGAUUCAUUGCUCUGUUCCCCAGAAUCAUUUUUCACUAAAGUGUAGAUUAGCAUUACUUUAUGCUAACUGAUAGCCAGCUACCUGAGAGACGCCAAGCGGCUUUAAUGAGUUAAUAAGUGAUAUGUGGUCUAUAAUUAAGAUAUCUCUUCUGUUGUGUCUAAAAUAACGCUUAUUCUUUGGAUUUUUGGAUGUGUAGUAGCUUAACUAGCCUAGCCUAACGCGAUCCUGUAUGUGGUUUUUAGGAGCGUUACCAUGGAAACGGACACGUCACUGCUCCGAGCUGAGCUGGAGGAAGAGGAGCUCUAUAACCUGCUGCAGUCGGUGGGAAAAACCCUGACUGACAGCAUGCCCUCUAAAGUCAUCCGCCCACAGCCAGGUCUUUGUUUGAAGACCGUCUCUCUACCAGACCAACAGAAAUUGUUUGUGAAUAUCUGUCAGUCAGCUGAUGUCCCGCCCCCUCCACCCAUUUCCCAUGAUGCACUGGUGGAGCUGUUUGAGUCAGAUGAUCCUACGGUAUAUAAAGUUCCCAUGAGUCUCGGCGAGGCCCACACUGAAAUGGACAACAGUUCAAACAGUUGCACAGUUUACGAUGUCAUCAUUAAUGAGGAGUUCUUCCAGAAAUGUCAGAAGGAUUCAUUAUUCCAGCAGUUUGUGAUCUCAGUGUCACUGGAGGGACUGGAAAAUAAAUACAAACUGCAGAUAAACAGAGACAUAAAGAUUUUGAAAAACAGGAAGUUCAUGGGCUCGCUGACAGAGCAGAACGUUCGCAUGAAAAGCAAACCAGUCAUUCAGGAAAUCAGCUCAGAGGAGACUCAGUCACAGCUGGCCACAGUGAAGAGGCCGCAGGUGUGUUUAGUGGUGGAGCCCCCUGUUGGUCAGGUGGAGUAUUUGAUUGCAGAGGUGCAGCUGCCUGGUGUGUCGUCUGUUCGGUCUCUGGUGCUGGAUUUAGGAGAGGACAGGUUGGUGUUGAACGCUCGUCCCUCUCUCUUCCACCUGGACAUUUUCCUCCCCUUCCUCAUCGAUCAGGACAACAGCGGAGCUCAAUACAACACUGACACACAGGUCCUCACAGUGACCAUGCCUGUGAUCUCAUCCUAAAACAACUGUCAUAUUUAUUUCCAAUGAAACAUUUAUAUUUUGUGUGAUGAGAAUGUUGAGUUUCUGUUUGCAAUCCUCUGUAUAAGAAACAUUACAGGAAGAUGAACUCAGAUUAGUUUAUAGAAAAUAAAUGCUGAUGUAAUGAGAUACUGAUUCUUAAGGUCGUUUCUGAUGUGUUCAACCCCAACCCUAAUCCCAGGUCUUUAGCCUCUCCGGAUGACCACCUAGUGGACUAUCAUGAAAGUACCUAAGGAAUUAAAAUUUAGCACUGGACUCAGCUUCACAUAAAUCCAGAUGUAGAUUUAAUCUCUAAUGAACAAGUGGGAAUCUAUAGUGGUGAGAGAAAACUUCCUAAGAGGACACGAGGAAGGAACCUUAACAGAGAACAACUUCUCUUCUGUGAGAUUGUUAAAAGACAGAAUAUUAUUACCUACAUCAGCGGUCUGAUGCUUUCUGCCGCACUUGGUCCUCUCUUUGGGCCUUUCUUGAAGAUGCUCAGUGUUAUACUCCUUUAACUUUGGUACAUAUUUUGUCUCCUUGCAUUUUCGUGUGCUUUUUAUAUAUAAUUUUAUAUUCUUUCCUUUUUCAGAUAUACCCUGUUGUGUGGUUUUUUGUUUUGUUUUUUUGCACGAGAUGUUUAAGAAUUGUAAGCUAACAAAUGGCUGUACGUGAUGAGCUACCAGUACCACUGCUGUUUAUAUUGUUUAAAAUAAAAUCAUUAAAAUAAAAAAGGCGUUCAUAAUAGUGCGAUUAUAAAUCA
Ictalurus punctatus (channel catfish) is the source of this 1900-nucleotide messenger RNA. It is a transcript of the gene pih1d1, whose product is annotated as PIH1 domain containing 1. Gene Ontology annotation, biological process: rRNA processing; box C/D snoRNP assembly. The transcript has 10 exons. The coding region runs from base 295 to 1140 and encodes 281 amino acids. Gene Ontology annotation, cellular component: cytoplasm; R2TP complex; ribonucleoprotein complex. The record is from RefSeq and is a predicted model, not a curated record. NCBI's taxonomy places the organism in Eukaryota, Metazoa, Chordata, Actinopteri, Siluriformes, Ictaluridae.